AUGCUACAAUUCGUGAUUGUUAGAUUUAACGGUUCCACAUUACAAAAAGGAGGAGGGGGUGAUGGGGAUGAAGGUGGUGCCGAAGGUGGACUUUGCGGUGGUGGUGAUGGUGAUGGAGGUGAAGGAGAGGGUAAAGGUGGUGGAGGUGAUGUAGAAGAAGAUGGGGGCGAGGGUGAAGGUAGUGGAGGUGAUGAAGAUGGAGGAGGUGGAGAGGGUGAUGGGGAUGGUGGUGGUGACGAAGGUGGACUUGGUGGUACCGAUGGUGAUGGAGGUGGGGGUGAGAGUGUAGGUGAAGGCGGUGAAGGUGAUGGAGAGGGAGAAGGUGGAGAGGGUAAAGGUGGUGGAGGUGAUGAAGAUGGAGAAGUACAAAAAGGAGUAGGAGGUGAUGGGGAUGGAGGUGGUGAUGAAGUUGGACUUGGUGGUGGUGAUUGUGAUGGAGAUGGAGGUGAAGGUAAAGGUGAUGGAGGUGAUGGAGAAGGAGAUGGGGGGGAGGGUGAAGGUAGUGGAGGUGAUGAAGAUGGAGGAGGGGGAGAGGAUGGUUUCACGAUUUUACAAUCCGUGACUGUUAGAUUUAAUGGUUCCACAUCACAAAAGGGAGGAGGGGGUGAUGGGGAUGGAGGUGGUGACGAAGGUGGACUUGGUGGUGGCGGUGAUGCUGAUGUAGGUGGAGGUGAAGGCGAAUGUGGUGGAGGUGAUGGAGAGGGAGAAGGUGGCGAAGGUGAAGGUGGUGGAGAUGAUGAAGAUGGAGGAGGUGGCGAGAGUGGUGUUAUGGUUGCACAACAACAUUGA
This is a messenger RNA of Papaver somniferum (opium poppy), 789 nucleotides long. Its product is annotated as putative glycine-rich cell wall structural protein 1. NCBI's taxonomy places the organism in Eukaryota, Viridiplantae, Streptophyta, Magnoliopsida, Ranunculales, Papaveraceae. The record is from RefSeq and is a predicted model, not a curated record. Bases 1 to 789 code for a protein of 262 amino acids. The transcript has 4 exons.